Molecule: messenger RNA, 1775 nt
Organism: Suillus discolor
Lineage: Eukaryota; Fungi; Basidiomycota; Agaricomycetes; Boletales; Suillaceae
Product: aldehyde dehydrogenase family 1 member A3-like protein
Exons: 13
Coding region: 1-1584 (527 amino acids)
Molecular function (GO): aldehyde dehydrogenase (NAD+) activity
Source: RefSeq, a predicted model, not a curated record
AUGAACAACCCCAGUCAAUUGGGGAACCCCGAGUCCAGGUCAGUUCCUCCUCUAGACAUUGAGACACCCAACGACACAAAUACUACGGAGCGCCGGGGCCGACCCCGUGGCAAAAUCUGUCGCUUGCUGGGCAAGGUUAAGAAUGGUGUUGUCAAAAAAAUUUCUUGCUCAAAGUUCAACGAUUCACGCAGUCGCGACCCCGUUCAGGCUCAGGAUACUUCUGCUGUUGUGCAACAAGGCGCCGAUCCCCAAUCUGUGAACAAGGCACUUCAGGAUGCCGGUCACGGUGCAGAUCAGAUGAACCAAAUUUGGGGACGUGCGAGACCUGUGUUAUCUGCAGGCAAAAAUGGACCAGCAGCGCUCGAUAACAUAGACAGCAUAGGGACCACUUAUCUUCAACCCCUCAAGAUAUUCGAUACUGUGAUCGGGACGAUAGCAGAGGUGCAUCCGUAUGCAAAGAUGGCAUUGGGCGUGCUUUCUUGCGCAUCAAAAAUGAUUUUCGCUCAAGCGGAUCGUCACGAAGCGACACUUGACCUCUACAAGGAGUUGGGUCAAGUGUAUGGCUUCAUAAUGCAAGACGACAUGCUCCUCAUGAGGGACAUCUUGGGACAGAUAUCUCAGCAGACCCUAGAUCGCCACGAGCCCAUCGGUGUCGUUGGUCAAAUCAUCCUAUGGAAUUUCCCAUUACUCAUGAUGGCCUGGAAAAUCGGUCCUGCUCUCGCAUGCGGCAACACGGUGGUUCUAAAACCUUCAGAAUUUACACCCCUGACCACCAUCCGAAUGUGCCACCUUAUCAACGAGGCUGGCUUCCCGCCUGGAGUAGUCAACGUCAUCACUGGUUAUGGAAACACUACCGGUAAUGCCAUCUCUUCACAUAUGAGAAUAGAGAAAGUCGCCUUCGCUGGCUCAACCCUUGUUGGUCGCAAGAUCAUGGAGGCUGCUGCGAGGAGCAACCUCAAGAACGUCACCCUUGAGCUCGGCGGAAAGAGUCCAAACAUCAUCUUUGACGAUGCAGACAUCGAACAAGCUGUCUGUAUUCGGCAUCUUAUUCGCGUAUCUUCGUGCAAGAAGGCAUCUAUGAGUCAUGACGAAUUCUUCAAGCGUUUCACUCAGUCGCUCAAGAUCGGUGACCCAUUUGCACCUGACACUUUCCAGGGUCCUCAGGUCUCAGAGAUUCAAUUCAACCGUAUCAUGUCUUACAAUGAGUCCGGAAAGGCGGCUGGUGCCAAGGUUGAAAUCGGUGGUGAGCGCCAUGGAAGCGAGGGCUACUUCAUCAAACCCACCAUCUUCACCAAUGUCGACCCAUCGAUGAAGAUCGUCCAAGAGGAUAUUUUCAGUCCUGCAAAUGACACGCUUUACGGUCUUGCUGCUGCUGUUUUCACCCAGGACCUGAACCGUGCCCUCAACACGGCACACAGACUCAAAGCUGGAACUGCAUGGAUCAACUGCGUUGACUCGAUCAACUCCAGUGUACCAUUUGGCGGUAUCAAGCAGAGCGGUAUCGGUCGUGAGUGUGGCGACUACGCCCUAACCAAUUACACUGCAGUGAAGACUGUCCACGUAAACCUCGGCCACAAAAUGUAAGCUGGAGGAAAUGAAACAUAACUACAUCAGGGAGCUCCAUGAUCCGACACGACACGAGGGCGGAGCGAAGAUAACGGGGCUGCAGCUGGCAUGACAAAUUAAACUUUGAAUGCGAUGGUGAUGUAGGUGCAGGUUUGAUCCUAAUGCACGUGUAGUAUCUUGUACUAUUAUUGUAUUUACUACCAUGUUAC